Molecule: messenger RNA, 2835 nt
Organism: Drosophila rhopaloa
Lineage: Eukaryota; Metazoa; Arthropoda; Insecta; Diptera; Drosophilidae
Gene: Ekar
Product: glutamate receptor ionotropic, kainate 2
Exons: 13
Coding region: 27-2711 (894 amino acids)
Biological process (GO): monoatomic ion transport
Cellular component (GO): plasma membrane; postsynaptic membrane
Molecular function (GO): glutamate-gated receptor activity
Source: RefSeq, a predicted model, not a curated record
UCAUCCCUAGACGGAAUGUGCACACAAUGUAUUCGAUAGCAAGCGGUUUACUACUACUUCAGCUAAUUUCAUUUGCUUUGGGAGUUCCUCCCUUAGUAAGAGUUGGCGCCAUAUUUUCAAACCAGAACGGAAAACAUAACUCGGAGUUGGCGUUUAGAUACGCAAUUCACAAGUUAAACUUAGACAAAAGUCUUUUGCCUGAGACUACCGUUGAAUACUACAUUGAAUAUGUUAACCGAUUUGACUCCUUUGAGACAGUUCAAAAGGUGUGCAAGCUGGUACAUGUUGGUGUUCAAGCUGUAUUUAGUCCAACUGAUGCGGCUUUGGCGACUCAUAUAAAUUCGAUUUGUGAUGCCUUGGACAUUCCGAGUAUAGGCCGAUCUGCUCAUGAUUUUUCCAUUAACGUGUAUCCGUCCCAGCAGUAUGUCAAUCAAGCCUUUAUUGAUGUAAUACAUUAUCUGAAUUGGACCCGCUUCGGAAUUUUGCACGAAAAAAAUUUCGGAAUUAUUAACCUACAUCAGCUAUCCCGCUCUCUUCAGGGUGAAGUACACAUGCGACAAGUUUCUCAAGGGUCUUAUCUGUCUGUAUUGAACGAAUUUAAAAGCAAGGAAAUUCACAAUAUUAUUAUUGAUACAAACUCGGACGGUAUAUCAAUUUUAUUAAAAAAUAUAUUACAGCAGCAAAUGAAUGAAUACAAAUACCAUUAUUUGUUUACCAGUUUUGACUUGGAAACGUAUGAUCUGGAAGAUUUUAAAUAUAAUUUUGUAAACAUAACAUCGUUUCGAUUGGUCGACAUAGGAGAUGUUAGCGUAAAGCAGAUUUUGAAAGAUAUUGGAUCCUAUAGUCACCAUAUGUUUCAAAAUCCUUAUGUUAAUCGUCAUUUAAGAAAAUCUGUUUCUAUUGAGUCAGAGCCAGCCCUAAUGUUCGAUUCUGUCUACGUUUUCGCGAUUGGCUUACAGACAUUAGAUCAAUCAAACACUUUGAAUCUACCGAACUUGACUUGCGAUGAGGAAAUUCCGUGGAACGGAGGCCUCAGCCUAAUUAAUUAUGUAAAUGCGGUUGAAUGGAAAGGUUUGACCGGUCCUAUUCAAUUUAAAGAAGGCCAGCGCGUGCAGUUCAAAUUGGAUCUAAUAAAAUUAAAACAGCACUCAAUUGUAAAAGUUGGCGAAUGGACACCACAUGGACAUCUUAAUAUUACCGAACCAUCAAUGUUUUUUGAUUCUGGUUCCAUGAAUGUGACACUGGUAGUCAUAACAAUACUGGAAACUCCUUAUGUAAUGAUGCAUUACGAAAAAAACUUUACCGGCAACGAACGAUUUUAUGGCUUUUGCGUUGAUAUAUUGGAAACCAUUUCUCACGAGGUUGGGUUUGAUUAUAUACUGGAUUUGGUACCCGAUAGGAAGUAUGGUGCCAAAGAUCCAGCAACUGGUGAAUGGAACGGAAUGGUCGCUCAGCUGAUGAAAUAUAAGGCGGACUUGGCCGUUGGCUCUAUGACCAUUACAUAUGCAAGAGAAAGCGUCAUUGAUUUUACUAAACCAUUUAUGAAUUUGGGUAUUAGCAUUUUAUUUCAGGUCCCUACCUCAGAGCCAACCAGACUGUUUUCUUUUAUGAAUCCACUGGCUAUAGAAAUCUGGAUAUAUGUUCUGAAUGCAUACUUCUUGGUAUCUAUUUGUAUAUAUAUUGUGGGAAAACUUUCGCCUAUCGAAUGGAGGUACAUUCAUCCAUGCGACUUAGAUAAUAUUUCAAUAGGCAACCAGUUUUCCCUAUCUGACAGUUUUUGGUUUACCAUUGGAACGCUUAUGCAACAGUCAACCGAUAUUUAUCCGAGAGCAAUAUCAACCCGAAUAAUAAGCAGUAUUUGGGGUUUCUUUUCUCUAAUUAUUGUGGCAUCUUACACGGCUAAUCUAGCUGCUUUUCUAACCACUGAACGUAUGAUUAACCCUAUCGAAAACGCAGAAGAUUUGGCCUCUCAAACCGAGAUAUCUUACGGCACUUUAGACAGUGGAUCUACGAUGACUUUUUUUAGGGACUCAAUGAUAGAAACUUACAAAAAAAUGUGGAGGAGUAUGGAUAAUAAGAAACCAACUGCGUUUACCACUACAUAUGAGGAUGGGAUAAAGCGAGUUAAUCAGGGUAAUUAUGCCUUCUUGAUGGAAUCUACAAUGCUUGAUUAUAUAGUGCAGCGAGACUGUAAUUUGACGCAAAUUGGAGGAUUGUUGGAUACGAAAGGGUAUGGUAUAGCAACGCCAAAAGGUUCGCCUUGGCGAGAUAAAAUUUCUUUGGCGAUACUUGAGCUUCAGGAAAAGGGAGAUAUUCAAAUGUUGUAUGACAAAUGGUGGAAAAACACUGAUGAAACGUGUACCCGGAGAAGCACAAGCAAACAAUCUAAAGCGAAUGCCCUUGGACUUGAAAGCAUAGGUGGUGUGUUUGUAGUACUAAUAGCUGGAAUAUUUGUGGCUGCGGUUGUUGCGUUUUUCGAGUUUUGGUUCAACUUUCGGUGCCACGAUAAAGCUAGACCAAUCCAUCCGGGCGUCAAUCAUGACCAAGGAGUGAUUCUUGAAAGCGAAUGGACUUAUACACCACUGAACCGUUGCUUUUGGAUCGAAAUUUUCGAAGAACUCCGCUUUGCAUCAUGGUGUAUGAACAAGCAAAAGCGACCUGAACUUAAUCGAGUUUGCAGUGAAUGUAAGAUUCCACAAAAACCAAUUUAACGAUAUUAACCACAUUUAAUAGGAAUCGUAUGUUUAUUAUACCCUUGCAGAGGGUAUUAUAAUUUUGGUCAAAAGUGUGCAACGCAGUGAAGGAGACAUCUCCGACCCUAUAAAGUAUAUAUAU